Molecule: messenger RNA, 855 nt
Organism: Vicia villosa (hairy vetch)
Lineage: Eukaryota; Viridiplantae; Streptophyta; Magnoliopsida; Fabales; Fabaceae
Product: bZIP transcription factor TGA10-like
Exons: 4
Coding region: 538-855 (105 amino acids)
Source: RefSeq, a predicted model, not a curated record
ACAGAUAUGUAUUCUUUUAUUUGUUAUAUGCUUUGGACUCCAAGUCAAAAUGAUGAAUAAAAACACAUAUUAUAUUGGCUUCUGUAAUGAUCACAGAGUUCUCGUCAUGUUAAUUAGGCUGAAUGACAAACUGAACUUGUCAAAGCCAUAUGUAAUGUAUGGUGUUGUGAUACCCUCAACCAUAAUUUGCAGGUAAUUGCAUAGAUUUUAAAUAAUAAUUUCAUUGGCAUGUAGUGAUCACUUGGUAGAACUUGGAUAUAUAUAGUGAUCCACUAUGCCUAUAUAUAUAGGCUGCAAACUUAUAGAUUUUAUAUAAUAUAAAACACAACCAUGUCUAUCAUAUUGAUGUUUAUUGGAGUAUUAUUAUCUUCCACUGCAGUAGAGUUUAUUUUCUAUCUAAUAUAGUGUCUCUUCUUGUGUAAUCAUUUCUCUCUUGAUUAGUAUAUUUAUGUUAUACACAUAUUUACGCAACAAUUAUUUAAUGCUGCUAAAUUUGUUGCAUUUUUGUGUGUUUAUGCAGAAAAUUCAACAUCAGGAAUGAGGCCACCAACUCUUAACAUUUUUCCUUCUGAGCCUAUGCAUGCUAACAUGGAGUUACUUUCUCCGGAAACAAGUGGAUCAAGGAAAACCAAUCUACCAAAACAAGUCUUCUCUGGCUCUGAACCAUCCAAAACUGUCAAGCAGCCAGAGAGAAAUCAUGGUAAGGGUCCAACUUCAAGUUCUGAACAUGAAGGACCUAAAACACCAGAUCCCAAGCAGCCAGAGAGAAAUCAUGGUAAGGGUCCAACUUCAAGUUCUGAACAUGAAGGACCUAAAACACCAGAUCCCAAGGUUACUACAACUACUCUCUCAUGA